AUGGUUAAAUUUACCAAUAGCUCUAGUCUUGAUUAUAAACUAGACCAAUUUCUGGUGGUUACUGAAGAUAAUAUUCAAUAUAGAUACUACACUUUGGGAAUAUGUUUUGCUCAUGCCUUGUUGAUAAUCAUCAAUACCGUUCUAGUGAGACCCAGACUAUCAUCAAUCAAGAGGAAAUCUGUUUGGUGGAGGACAUUCAAAUCAUUAAUUGACCCACCACUCUGGAUUCAAGUUUCCAUAUGGAUAAUCAUCGCUGUUUUGAUAAAUGUAAUACCAUUGACAUCAACUUCACGUACAGAGCUUGAUUGGGUCAUUUUUUGGAAAAGAACAGGUACAGUUGGCUAUUCAUUAACUCCAUUCAUUCUAUUAUUAUCAUUAAGACCAAAUCCAUUACCUCAAGUUUUAUACGCCAAUUUAUUACCAUUACAUAAAUGGCUUGGAAGGAUAUAUAUUUGUUUGAUCUGUGUGCAUAGUGUUUAUUUCAUCCAACAAUGGGGUCGUUCAAGUAGGUUUAGUGAGCUGUUUUGGAAGGUUAAUCCAAUUACUGGGUUCAUUUCAUUUGUUAUUUGGUUGAUAUUUGCCCUUGUGUCUUUAAGACCUUUUAGAACUCGGCUUUAUAAAGUGUUUUAUUGUUUGCAUAUGAUAGCUAUAUGGACCACAGUGCCAUUGAUUGGAAUUCAUUCUAGACCACGUACCCAUUUCAUUAAUGUCGUUAAUUUGGUGUUGAUGAUAUAUAUGGGUUUUUCGAAAAUUUACUAUUACGCAGUGAUUAACAAAAGAUUGGAAUUUCUCGAUAUUGAAAGGCAUAUAAAUAGUCAAUUGAUUGUUUUGACAUUACCCAAGUCAUAUUAUCGUGGGAAGCAAUUACGUUUCAAUCCUGGCUCUCAUGUUAGAAUCAAUCAUAGAUUUAUCAAUCCAUUAUCUUGGAUUAGUCCAUCACAUCCAUAUACAAUUGCAUCAUUGGAUACCGAUCAAGAGAUCAAAUUAAUUAUCAAAGAAACAAAGUUUAAGAUACAUUCACUGGGUAGAUAUAGUAUAUCGUCCCCUUUUAAUAAUGAAACCGGUACAAUACAUGGCUAUGAUAACAUUACAAUUAUAUGUGGUGGAUCGGGUAUAGCAUUUGGUUUGCCCUUUUAUCGAAUGAACAAUCCAGAUUGUUUUGUUCAUUUAGUUUGGUUAGUUAGAUGUAUUGAGGACUUACAUGUUCUUUUAGAUAUAUAUAUAACUUGUAAUGAAGAAUCAUUUGAACCAGUUCAAGAGAUUCAACAAGAUGAUGAUAAUAUUAUUUCUAUGAUGAGUUUGAAUGAAUUAUUUGAAUGGAAUGAUGGUGAUUAUACAGAGAUGAAAGAAGAUGAUGUUGUUGAACUUCAAGAAAUGGGAAUUAGUACUAUGGAUACAAGUUGUUGUUUUAUACAUCAUGAAGGAAGACCAAGCCUGAAAGCUAUUGUGAAUGAGGAUUUUCAAACAGGCACAUGCACCAACUGUUUGGUUGCUUGUGGACCCUCCCGUUUAGUAAAAGAAUGUUCCAAUUUAGCCAAACUUUAUGAUUCAGAAUUUAUUUCAGAGACAUAUAACUUUUAA
Hansenula anomala is the source of this 1581-nucleotide messenger RNA. Its product is annotated as ferric reductase family protein. The record is from RefSeq and is a predicted model, not a curated record. Bases 1 to 1581 code for a protein of 526 amino acids. NCBI's taxonomy places the organism in Eukaryota, Fungi, Ascomycota, Saccharomycetes, Phaffomycetales, Wickerhamomycetaceae. Gene Ontology annotation, cellular component: plasma membrane. The transcript is spliced from 2 exons. Gene Ontology annotation, molecular function: oxidoreductase activity.